Messenger RNA from Gymnodraco acuticeps, 1177 nucleotides. RefSeq lists its product as uncharacterized. The record is from RefSeq and is a predicted model, not a curated record. The transcript has 2 exons. Bases 81 to 1064 code for a protein of 327 amino acids. Gene Ontology annotation, molecular function: zinc ion binding; nucleic acid binding. Lineage: Eukaryota; Metazoa; Chordata; Actinopteri; Perciformes; Bathydraconidae.
AGGGCCGAGAAAGUCUCAGAAUAUUAAGGGAGCACUAUAUUGGAAAAGGCAGACCCAGGAUCGUCACCUUGUAUAUAACCAUGACUGCGCUGAAGAAAGCUGAUAAUGAGACGGUAACAGAGUACAUUAUCCGAGCUGAGCAGAUCAUUACGGCACUCAGGAGCGCGGGAGAAGCACAGAGUGAGGGACUAAUGAUGGCGAUGGUUAUGCGGGGAUUACCCGAAAAAUACAAGCCGUUCACUCUAAUGGUGACACACGGUGACAGUGAAGUAACGUUGGGACAGUUCAAGGCGAAGUUGAGGAACUUCGAGGCCUCAGAAGAUUCAGCCUCAGACGAGAUGAGCGAGAGGGUGCUGAGGGUCCAAGCAGCAACAAAGAGAAAGCCCGCCAAACGAUUCAUCCCCGAUGGCGGCGGAGAACACGUCGGCACAUGUUGGCGAUGCGGAGAGAAAGGCCAUCGAAAAGAUGACUGCAGAAAGAAAGUCUGGUGUAGCUUUUGUAAAAGCAAGGGGCACACAGACAAAGCGUGCACAAAGAAGGACCGCGGUGAUGCCGCUCGGUGCGUGAGCAUGCCAGGUGGUACCAGAGAAGCUGCGGGAGGAGGUGACUACACCCUCAAAGUGCGAGCUGAAGAGACCAGCCUACAGAGACAACAACUACAGACCCACAGAAAAGGAUUGAUCGUGGACACGGGAGCGUCGUCUCACAUCAUCAACGAUAAGAAGAAAUUCAAGAUUUUUGACAGCACCUUCAAGCCGAAGAGACACAGCAUGGAAUUGGCAGACGGGAGGCGCACCUUCGCGGUGGCGCACGGCAGAGGAGAAGCAGAGAUGUGUCUGAUAGACAGCGAGGGACGACGGUGUAAAGUGACUCUGAGGAACGCACUAUACAUCCCAUCGUACCCCCAAGAACUCUUUUCCGUGAAGUCUGCUACAGCUAACGGAGCCAAGGUUUUCUUCGACGAAGGUGCUGGUCGGGUCCUCGGCUCCGCCUGGAAAGAUAGGGGAGUUUGCGAGAGCGCCGAGAGGAGUUAUGCUGGUGUAAGGAUGACAGCGGUUGAGUAAUCAGGGUGCAAAUAAUAUGUUGUCUGUGGCUGAGGAUUGUGUGCACCUGGUGUCCUGUGUUGUGUCCUCCCCCCCUCACCUGUGUCUUGUUGUGCUGAUUAGAGUGGGUGUAU